Molecule: messenger RNA, 1745 nt
Organism: Brassica rapa (field mustard)
Lineage: Eukaryota; Viridiplantae; Streptophyta; Magnoliopsida; Brassicales; Brassicaceae
Source: RefSeq, a predicted model, not a curated record
CCUCUGUUCUGUUUUUUCCCGAGAAAGUUUAUAGUUUUCCGUGAAAAUUCAUUUUUAUCAUCAAUCAAACAAACAAAAAACUCUGUUUUGACAAACUGGGUCUUCUCUUUUCUUGUCAAGUCUGCAAAUUUUCUCGUCUCUUUCGGGUAUAUCUCGUUUCGAGUUUUCGAUCACAGAAACAUACAAAACAACCGUAAAAUAAGCUUUCUCCACAGAAAAAAAAAAAAAAAAUACUUUUAUUUCUUGUCCAAGUUAACUCAGCAAAUUUCGUUUUUUUUUUCCCCUUAAAAAAAAACAUUUCUUGUCCGUAAAUUGCGUUGCCCUUAAAUUAAGCUGUCCUAACGUCAAAACUCAAACACUCGCUUGCGUGUCUUCCUCUCUUAAAUUCCCCCCUCUCAUCUCUCUCUCUCUCGUUCCUCUCUGUUUCUCUCUGUUUUCUCAAAGAAGAAUCAAGAAACCCAAUCUCUCUCUCUCUCUAGAGAAAGGAAUCAUGGUGUUCGGUAAAGGGUCAAUGAAAAAAUCGAACCUUGACCGCUUCCUUCAUUGCACAACACCUGUCGUGCCUCCCCAAUCUCUCCCCAAGACGGAGAUUAGGAGCUUGAAUCGGAUUUGGCACCAAUCAGAGAGAGAAAAGGUUGAGUUUUUCAGAUUAAGCGAUCUCUGGGAUUGCUACGAUGAAUGGAGUGCUUAUGGAGCUGGCGUUCCCAUUCGUCUCACCAACGGCGAAUCUCUUGUUCAGUACUACGCUCCUUACCUCUCUGCCAUCCAGAUCUUCAUCUCUCGCUCUUCCUUGAUCCGCUUAAGGGAUGAGUCUGAGUAUGGGGAGAGCGAGACGAGAGAUUCGUUUAGUGAUUCAUAUAGUGAAGAGAGUGAAAGUGAUAAGCUUUCGAGAAGUGCUGCUUCUGAUGAAGGAGGACUUGAGCAUGACGCUAACGAUCGUUUGGGCUAUCUUUAUUUACAACACUUUGAGAGAUCAGCUCCUUAUGCUAGAGUUCCUCUCAUGGAUAAGAUCAAUGAGUUGGCUCGAAGGUACCCUGGAUUGAUGUCGCUGAGAAGCGUCGAUCUUUCACCGGCGAGUUGGAUGGCUGUAGCGUGGUACCCUAUUUACCAUAUACCUAUGGGAAGGACCAUCAAAGAUUUGUCUACUUGUUUCCUCACUUAUCACACUCUUUCAUCUUCUUUCCAAGAUAUGGAGCCAGAAGAGAAUGGCGGGGAGAAGGAGAGGGCUCGGAAGGAAGGAGAAGGUGUGACUCUGCUUCCUUUCGGGUUAGCCACUUACAAGAUGCAAGGCAAUGUUUGGCUCAGGGAAGACGAUCAUGGCCAAGAUCAAGAACGAGUUCUGUCGCUUCUAAGUGUUGCUGAUUCUUGGCUAAAGCAGCUGAGAGUCCAACACCAUGACUUCAACUACUUUUCAAGAAUGGCUCACCGAUGAUUUUCAACUGUAGAUUUGUUUUUUAUAUAUCUUAUCUCUUUUUGUUUUUCAUGGUCGCAAUAACCUUGUUUGGAGCAGCAGUAGCGGUGACGAGGAGGGCUCAAACCGCUCACUGAGCGUUUAUUUAUAAAGCGGUUGCUGAGUUUUGGGUGUAGAAAUAGCUUUUGAGUCCUAUAUAUAUGGGAGUUGUCGUAAAUUAUGGAGUGGUAAUCUUUAUUGAAAGAGUGUUUCUUGUUUCUUGAUAACAUUGGGUCUUGUUCUUGUACCACAGUAACAUUUUACUGAAAUAGUAACCAUCUGAUCAUCUUUGUAA